This is a messenger RNA of Dermacentor andersoni, 11641 nucleotides long. It is a transcript of the gene Gprk1, whose product is annotated as G protein-coupled receptor kinase 1. Gene Ontology annotation, molecular function: G protein-coupled receptor kinase activity; ATP binding; G protein-coupled receptor binding. The record is from RefSeq and is a predicted model, not a curated record. Lineage: Eukaryota; Metazoa; Arthropoda; Arachnida; Ixodida; Ixodidae. Gene Ontology annotation, biological process: G protein-coupled receptor signaling pathway; protein phosphorylation; regulation of signal transduction.
AAGCGGAGCGGGGGGGGGGGGGGGGGGGUUAGUGCGUCGCGUGCCGCCGCCUGGUGCAGGCGAGGCGAAGCGGAUACUGCUGCGAGCUGCUCGGCCGCCGCUGGCUCCGGGGGGAAUAUCAGCAGCGGGGCUCGGAGCGUCAUUCGUGAGCGGGGCCAUCGCGGCUUGGUGUGUGUGUGCGUGUGCGCCGUCGCGUCAUGUGGGCCUCGGAACUCGACAGCGACUCGCGCUGAGCCGUGCCGGUGCCGUCGAGCGGCCUAGUGUGUGUACGCGACCACCGACUCCCGAGGGAGGCCCGGACUCGUACGACUGGUCCCGUAGCCCAGGGGGGGCUAGGCCUAGGCGUCAAACAUGGCGGACCUCGAAGCCGUGCUGGCCGAUGUCAGCUAUCUCAUGGCCAUGGAGAAAAGCAAGUCCACGCCGGCUGCUCGCGCGAGCAAAAAAAUUGUGCUUCCGGAUCUGAGUGUGCGGAGCGUCAUGCACAAGCACCUCGAGAAAAUGGGGGAAGUUACGUUUGACAAGAUCUUCAACCAGAAGUUAGGCUACUUGUUAUUUAAGGACUUCUGUGACAACGUCUGUGACGAGCAGGUUCCUCAGCUAAGUUUUUACGAAGAGAUCAAACGCUACGAGAAGCUAGAGACAGCCGAAGAGAGGCGGACGGCAGCAAGAGAAAUCUACGACAACUACAUCAUGAAAGAGCUGCUCUCACACACUCAUAAUUAUUCUCUCGAGUCCGUAGGCCAUGUCCAAAAGUACCUCAUGAGGAACGAAGUUCCUGUUAAUUUAUUUCAGCCUUACAUUGAGGAAAUUUUCAGCCUCUUAAGGGACGAUAUUUUUAGGAAGUUUAUUGAAAGUGAAAAGUACACAAGGUUUUGCCAGUGGAAAAAUCUCGAGCUUAAUAUUCAGCUGACGAUGAAUGACUUCAGCGUGCACCGGAUAAUUGGACGUGGUGGAUUUGGGGAAGUGUAUGGCUGCCGUAAAGCGGAUACAGGAAAAAUGUAUGCGAUGAAGUGUUUAGACAAGAAGCGAAUCAAAAUGAAAGUUGGAGAGACGCUAGCAUUGAACGAGAGGAUCAUGCUUUCUUUAGUCAGCACAGGGGAGGACUGUCCUUUCAUUGUGUGCAUGACAUACGCAUUCCAGACGCCAGACAAGUUGUGUUUUAUACUGGAUCUUAUGAAUGGGGGGGACCUGCACUACCACCUUUCUCAACAUGGGGUGUUCACGGAGCAGGAGAUGCGGUUUUACGCAGCCGAGGUGAUUCUCGGUUUGGAGCACAUGCAUCGGAGAUAUGUUGUCUAUCGCGACCUUAAGCCGGCCAACAUUCUUCUAGAUGAGCACGGGCACGUACGGAUAUCGGACCUCGGCUUGGCCUGUGAUUUUUCAAAAAAGAAGCCCCAUGCUAGCGUGGGCACCCAUGGCUACAUGGCACCUGAAGUGCUCUCCAAAGGCACAGCCUACGAUUCCAGUGCCGACUGGUUCUCGCUAGGCUGCAUGCUGUACAAGCUGCUCAAGGGGCAUAGUCCAUUUCGGCAACAUAAAACGAAAGACAAGCAUGAAAUCGACCGAAUGACCUUGACCAUGAAUGUGGAGCUCCCCGAAAGCUUUUCAAGUGAUUUGAAACUGCUUCUCGAGGGACUGCUACAACGGGACGUGGACAAGCGACUCGGUUGCAGGGGUCAGGGAGCUGAAGAGGUGAAGAGCCACAAUUUCUUCAGCGGCAUGGACUGGCAGCUAGUGUACCUCCAGAGGUACCCGCCUCCUCUCAUACCUCCGCGCGGGGAGGUCAAUGCAGCCGAUGCCUUCGACAUUGGCUCCUUCGAUGAGGAGGACACCAAGGGCAUCAAGCUCACGGAAGCAGACCAGGAGCUGUACAAGAACUUUCCUGUGGUGAUCUCCGAGCGAUGGCAGCAGGAGAUUGCCGAGACAGUCUUUGAUACGGUCAAUCAGGAGGCAGACAAGCUGGAACAGAAAAAGAAGACCAAAAUGAAGAUGAAGUUCCAAGACGAAAAAGAGUCCGACUGCAUCAUCCACGGCUACAUCAAGAAGCUGGGCGGGCCCUUCGCAUCUGCCUUCCAGACUCGUUAUGGGAAGCUGUAUCCAAAUCGCUUGGAACUUCACAUGGAAUCCAGCAGUGCCAAGCCAGAGCUGAUCUUCAUGGACCAGCUGGAAGACGUGUGCUCGGACUACGUCCAAGUGAAAGGGGAGCAGUGCAUUGUGCUCAAGAUGAAAGGCGACACCAAGGUGGUGCUGACCAACCCCGACGAGAUCGGCCUCAAGGAAUGGCUCCUGUCGCUCCGGUCCACCCUCAAGGACUCCCAAGAACUGCUCGCUUCCAUGGCCAAAAAGGCCGGCAAGAUCUACGGCACCACCGACAACCGCAACAACCUGCUGGGCUCCACCCCGGGCGGCACAGCAACCCCGCCUGCGCGCAACGGCAACUGAGAAGCGUCGGAUCGCUCGGCAUUCCCCGUCUUCUCUCCCUCGUGUCUCUCGAUGCGGGCACGAGUGGCGCGGCUCCGUCACGCCAGGCGAGGUUCGGUUGGCGGUACUUGCACGGGCACGGGUACGGCAGGACGUCGCAGUUGCUGGAUGGUGCUCCACUUUGUCUGCUGCUCGUGUGCAGCGAGCGGUGCGUCGUCGUGCUCCCGCAAGGCAGCGCUGCUCGUGGCUGGCAUGCGCACCGGUGCCGCCUGCCACUGGCGACACCAACCGGCAGCCUGUGUGCGAAGAAACGCCGGUGUUGGCAAGAAGCCCCUGCGUUUUUACGGGCUGCCAGCACGGUUGCGCUGUGCUUGCAGACAGGCACGAGGCCACCGCCUGACAGUUGUGUUAAGGGGAAUACGUCAUUUUCCUCCCCUGCCAUCCACUGCAGGGAGGCUGUGACUGCAUUUUAAGGACCAAUGGGGGGUCAAGGGCUGGGGUGAAAUAAGAGACUGUUGUUGUAACAUGUCCUUUUUUUAACUUAUUAAUGUGGCAAACACGGGUGGCAAGAGAAGGUCACAGAAACCGGGGCCUCGAGUUGUGCUUGAGCGGAGAGUGUGCUACUCGCAGCAACGGCAGAUGCAAGUCGAUUCUGGCGAGAGGCGGCAGCGGUGCUGCCUCCGUGCAGGUGAACAGGUGGCACGCUGCCCCAGCAGCUGUCACGGUUGUCCAACGAGAACUGCUUGCUACUCUAACCAGAUGUAGUGCGAAGGCAGAGCUGUUGACAACACUCUUGGGUCGCUGGGUUUCGCAAAAGAAGGCUUUGUGUGUGUGUGAUGCGAUGUGCGACGUGCACUUUUCAUGGCAGCCACACAACAUUUGUGUUAGUUCCCCACCAUGUUUCCUUCCCAGUUUUCAUUUUCUGUCAUUCUUCUCUCUGCUCCUCAUGUUUUCCUAAUUUCCUUGUGCUGUAGUGAAAGAAGCAUCGGUGGUGUCCACACGCUUGCGUGUAAAUAUACUGACUGUACAUAGGGUGAGCGUGUACACUCGGGUUAGCUGCGUUCAUGUCCCGCUGGCGAUGCCGAAAAGCGUGGGGGACCGAAACGCCGCAGAUUGAAUGUUGUACAUAGGGUGUGUGACAGGCCUUCUUGGUGUCCAUUUCAGUGUGCGUCUCCCUCUCCUUACCAUUUGUGCGAGUGUGGUGGUGUGGUCCAACAAGGUUGUUUGUGGAACUCUCCCAUUGCUGGCGGCCACGCGGUGUUUCCCCAUUCGCACACUGUCCUUUUUUCCCACUGUCAAUUGCCUGACACUUAGUGUAUUAAGCACUCGGCGCCUAGGAGGAUACGUUGUCAGCUGUCAGCUCUACACUUGUAAGGCACAGGUUGGGGUUAGUUGCAUCUGCGCCUGCUCACAAUGUUUGUGAUGAAAAUGUUUUAAGAGUUGUGUGCUUCUGUGGUCUUCUUUCUUUUCCUAGCAUACCUUCUCGUUUGGGCAGGUAUGCGAGAGGGAAGGUGGGCACCUGGUGGGGCAGGCAACAACAGUCGGGUUUUUCCAGCAUGUGUGGAGCAUGCCUUCUUUUGUAGGGCCACUGGGAAGUGCAGAGGGUCGGUGCACAUUUUUCACUGCAGCUGCUUUAGGAGCCAGUAUGCACACAGCAAAGUAUACACCACAGCCUCUAUCUAUUCUUUCCAACGGUCUCGAAGGGAGGAACUGAGGGUGAUGCGGCAGAAAGACAGAAGCGGGCAGUUGCCUUCUGCCACUGUCUUGCACUGUCUUGCCACGGACUGUGCAUCCUCGGUCUGCUUCCUUUUGGCAAUGAAAUGUUAACUGUGAUAGCAACACUUAGCAGUCCAAUUUGUGUGCGUUGUGCUGCUGCUGCCACGACUCCCUAGAAUGUGGGACUGGUCCCCGAAGACCCCCGUCUAAUAGCUACGUCUGCCCGAAGCUUUUCGAUCUGCUGCAAAACGUGACACAGCCCACUCCAGUCAUGCCAAAGCUUUGCCCUGCUCCUGGCCAACUCUUUCAUGUGUUCGUUUUUCCUUGGAAUUAGAAAAAGUUCUUUUUGCGUUGCAUGAUCAGGCAGCGCAAAACUCCUGUAGGGCACUUCUCCUGCCCGCCUGUCAGGAGAAGUCCCCUACAGCAACUCAUUUGAACGGUUUUCUGAUUUGUAACUGAGGAUGUGCCAGACGAGUAUCUUGAGUGUAUCUUGAACACUUGCAGCCCAGCCUAGAUCCUUCAAUAAAAUUCUUCUGUCUUGUGUACUUCCUUGUUUUCUAGCAGGUAACAUUUUAAAAACUGGAAGCUUUCACUUGCUUAUACAUGCUGCCUUGUCUGGAGUGAUCUUGUGCACAGUAUUAGCAAGCAUCCUAAGCCACUGUGACUUGAAUAAUCUCGGCUUCUUUCAUAACUGCACCAAUGCAUUCAAGGCCAUAGAGGUUACACUAGCUGUGGUUUUCUAGCGUCCUUGAAUUCCUUUUUCAUCUAGGAGCACAACAUAGCCACAAAUAGCAAGUGAGGAUGAUAGGUUGCAUGCUUCAUUUGCAGCACACCAUUAUCUCAACUCAAAGAAGGCACUCACAAAACUAUAGAGCAUUUUUGCCAAUCUGGCUCUGUCACGUAGGGGAUGCUUAAGCACUCUCCUUAGCCACGCUAAAGUUGUCACCGUUCAUGUCGAGUCAGCAUUGUUGCUGCUUUAUUGCACUCUUAAGCUUAGGGCUUGUAACCACUCUAGUGCUGGCCUACAAAUCAAGUGGCAAACACGAUGUGGUAAGCACAAAGUGCAGCUACAUUUCUUAGCUUUAAGGUUGCGCGAACUAAACGGAGUGUCCAGCGACAGAUUUUUCUUUGCCACAGAAUAGUGACUUGAAAGGCAAGUGAUGUUGUUAGCUCUGCCCACAGUUAAUUCAACCUGCGUCCCGCCUAACUCUCAGUUCAUCUGCUAGACUGCACCCUGUCCUCUGGCAUGUUAACUGUUUAGUUAACUAGGCAUUGUGUGGCGAACUGGCAGACCCUGUUAAUUGGGAGGGGGGGUGGCGGGGGGGCUCUUUAGAAAAAGCUGGGUGAGGAAGGGACUGUCUUGUCCCGACACGCAGUCUCUGUCUCAGUCGCAUGCUCGAGCAGGCAAAGGACUUCACAUUGUUAGCGAAUGCAGCUGUUGGUUAGACUUGUUCCUUGAUGCAUAGGAUCAUGCAUUAUGUAUUGUCGUGGAAUGUAUGAAAACGAGUGGGAGCAACGUGCUUCAGCGGAGACAUGCGGGUGCGUUCAAAUCGUGAAGCAGCUAGGAAACGGGCCCCACGUACCGCACAGAGUAGGCACUUGAUCUUUCGAGUGUUGUGAAAGCAAGUUGGCUGGAAGGACAUUUCAGCCACAUGAUCCAAUCUUCUGUAAGCAUAUCAUGGUUAUAUGAUUAGGAGGCACCAGUUAAGUUAACAAAAGAUUCUGGAUGCCACUUGCUGUCUUAGCAUAGAAUGGUGCAGUGACGCACUUGGGCAUUUCUUCACCCAUGCAACAUUGUAAAUGAAUAUGCUCCAAAACAUUCUCGAAUGCUAGAUCAGGAAAGACACACUGUAGGAGGAAACAUUUAUUGAAGUUUAUUGGUUCUGGCUGCAAAAGUCACCUUUGCAUUUAAUGUGUUCUAUUUCGUGUAAAGCUUCUUCCUAUAUAAAUAGUAGCGUUUGGGCCGUGCUGUGCAUUUUAUUUCCAUUACGGGUGCAGUUGUGUAAGCAAAGUUUCUGGGGAAAUUGAAUCCGUGCAACUUGGUUAAAAAACAUGAAAACGAGCAGGAACCGAGCAAAGUGCUCCAUGGCACUGCUGUGGAGCACAGUCUGACGAGAGAUACUAUUUCAUACAUUGUAUACGUGAUACCAAUCGUGGCUGGUACUUUUGAACAUAAUGAGGCGUAAGCUGUGGUGCAUGUAUUGCCAUGUCAUGUCUGAAGGCUCUCGCAAGAAAGCCUCGGGUAACAGAUGUGGAAGGCAGGAAAUGUGUGCAAAGGUUUUGCCUUUCUUCAUCAUGUGCGUACAAAUGUAUGACACUUUUGUUUUGGAGCAAGUCUGCCAAGUGCUUUUCCAAAUGUUUCCGAGAGCUUGACUUUGCAAGUUGUGUACCGUGGUUCCUCCCUUCCCUUGCCGCCAGACACUUCUGCCGCUUGCACUCUGCAGAACAUCAAAUGGAAGUGAGAAAAUUGUCAUGCUAGGGAAGAUGAAAAACAGAAAGAAAUUGAGCUUCCACUUAUCGCCUUCUGUUCUGACUGUGCCGGAAAAAUUGCGGCACCCAAGUCAGUCCAUGGGCGGGGAUUGUCUGUGCAAAAACAUGCCAUUUCUAGAGUUGCGUAACACUGCUUGUUUCCUUCGUAGCUGGUGAAGUCGUUUUUUGUGUUCCCUCGUGUUGUUUGUGCCAUCUGUCGAGAUGGGGAAAGGGCCGGGGGGGAGGGAGGGGGGUGCGAGUGGCUCAGUUUUUGCCCUUGUCCAAAUCAGUCAUGAACUGGCUCGAAUUCCCGGUGACGUGACAUUUUGCGGCAGUACUCAUUUAUGCAAUCUCACUGUUUUACUCUGCAGCCACACUUCAUUGCAGUGUGUUGCCCAUCGUCUGCCACACGCGAGAGAUUAAUCGAGCCUGUUGUGUUGUUUGCUUGACUCGCUGGAUGUUGGUUAGGUCGUUUUGUUGUACCUGAACCUAAACACGUGCAGGCAUGUGUGCGUGGGUGUGUACAUAGCGGUGUGUCACUGUGACAGUCAUGUACAUAAGCACAUCUGGGUGGGAAUCAACCCGUCAUAUUUUGCCAUUUCCUACCCAUUAACUCACUCCCGUAUGUGGUUCCAUGAAUGUUCUCCUUUAAUUUUUAAGACUGAUUUGACGAGGAUUCUGCUGGCUUAUGUGUUAUCUGUGCACUGCAAUGACAUGGAGGUAGCUCUUUUUUCUUUGGCAGUCAUGUUAUCUUUGGGAACACCAUGUGACACUUUAAAAGAAAAGCUGUUGCACGAGUAGAACAUGUCUUCUUGUGAAGAUGGGGUCAUCGUCACUGGGGCUUUUUGGUGAAUCAGUGUGUUUCGCACCUGAGAUUGCGGUAUGCAGCGGCUAGGCAUACUGGAUGUAUCCCUUGCUGGUGUGGUUUGUGUAACCUCAGUACUGCUAUACGUUUCCCAGCAUUUCUCGUACUGCCUGGUCUGAUGCAGCAUUUUGAGGCCAGGCAGUGUGGGAGGGAGCUCUUCUGCUGGUCUAGCAGUGGUGAAUGCUCGCAUGCCUCCCGAGACUGGCCUGAAUUCAACAUGGUCCGAAUUUAACUUUGCCUAGAAAGCCUCUGAAUUAAAGGUGUCCUCCAAGGAUUCCAAGGAAAGGAAGGGUUGCUAAUUGGCCUCUAGGGCAUUUAUGCUGCUACCGGAAAAGCUAUAGCUAAACCCACUUUGCAGAUGUAUGCCAAUUCGAGCAGCUCGUACGUCAAGGACUACGAAGCUGUAUAAUGGAGCUCUCGCUCGCACUCUUGUAGUGUAAAAAGGGGGCAUCGGGGGGCAGAGGUCUCGACGUCACCCUUACAGGUCCCCUGGCAAGGCUGAUGAUUAGGAGCUGCGGCCCCCUAGGUUAGGAGCAGGCUUGUGGAUGCCGAAGCCAAUACCGAUGAGACACUGGUCAUGCAGGAACACAAACAAUGAGGCGCUUGAUGUACUGCCCAAACUAAAAUUGAUCUUAGACAGAAGGCCCAGGUGCAACACUUGCAAGAUGUUUGUCGAUUUGGACCCCUCCCAGUGGACCUCCAGAGUAGAGCUGGGUAAUUGCGACGUGAGGAACAAAAUUUAUGAAUUAAUGGCUAAGAUAAACGCACAUAGAAGCUGUUGUAUAUUCAAAUGAUGUAUACGCAAGGUAACUUCUGUAGCUCUUAAUAAGUAUGUUUCAAAGCAAAUGUGAGGCUCUGCUGCAGGCUACGUUGCUGUCUCUCCUUUGAUUUACAUUUGAUACCCAGCAUGCUGCUGCACGCCGUUGGCCUUCACCGCCGUAGCAUGAAAACAUUCAUGGAAGUCCCCUUAAUAGCUUUGCCGUGAAACAUGCUUACAGCUAUGUUUUGAUUUGGUGUGCACGAAGACGGUCAUGCAGGCAUGAUGAUUCAGCUUUAUCGCUAGGGAGUUGCUUUUGUACAGUUGUUUGCUUUAAUAAAGGUUAUGCAUUGCAGUCGAAACCGGAUAUAUCAAACCUGGGUGUAUCGAAUUAUUGCCAAUAUCGAACAGUUGUAACAUCCCCCUUGGAAAUUCCAUGCAAAAGCAUAGCACUGUUCUAUGCGUAUAUCGAACCUCCAUUCACCACCACAUUCAAUGUAUGAGACGCUGCUCUGUGCCCCUGCAAGUGCACUUCUCCUAAUGAGGCUGCGAUCACUUCUCAUGUGGAUCGAAAUUGUUCUUGUUGACGAAAGGGCACUGUUCUGGCAGGUGCUGUCAUGGCAUUGGAUAUGAAGGGUAGUACAUACCGUGGAGGAAAAAUGAGUAAAUUGCGUGUCUCAAAAUGUGAUGGGCUUGGGCACAGCAAGGGUCUUAUUUGCGCUCCAUAGUGCCACACUUGCUUAGUAAGCUUUAGCAUGCUAAUAGUGAAAAGAGUUAACCACUGUGCAGUGAAGCAUACUACCUGCGGCUGUUCAUUAUUGGAAAGAGUAUCACCGCGCUGUUUCAAGAAUUGCAAAAGGCCACUUGGUCCGAUACACGCAAUCCACAAGGAAUGGAUAAAUGCAUGGCACUCAAUCUUUUCACUGAGUGGCUCCGAGCAUGGGAUCGGUAAAUUAUCAUUUUUCACAUUCUCUGGAGACCGUCUGAGACGUGCAGAGUUUUCAAAUAAGCAUAUCUUAUAUUUAUAAUUAUCGAUAUAUCGAACUAUUUCAUGAUUUUAUUCCAAUUUCGAUUUAUCCGGGUUCGACUGUAUUAUAUUUCAAAAUUGGCCUAUGUCUUGUACAUACGCUUGCGUAGAUCGUCUCCCAUGUUGUGGGAGAAAUUGGCUUUGGGUCAGAUGUCGCUGCAACGCUCGUCUAUUUCUGAUUCGUGACUUGCGUCAAUGAAAGUCAGUCAUUCAAAGUGAACUUAGCAGCAAAACGAUUGAGCGAAUGGCAAGCUUAAACUUUCAUUAAUUCCUUUUAAAUUCCGAUGAUGCACAGUGUUUCAGCAGUGCAUCAUGCCUUGCAAGUGCUCCUGUUGGCAUGGCCGCCUCCAUGGGAUUUGCAACUUGGCGUAUAUUCAGACGACUCUGCAUUGUGCAGCCACUGCUGGGCACUCAUACCUGGACGAUCUAGUUGAACCUUCAGUGCCACUUGAACUGUUCACACGUGUUAAUGGGCCUUGUUGCUGGGCUGCUCUUCCUUCUUCCAUUCUGCAUUGAGCAAGUUUGACACCAUCAUGUCAUUUUGCUCGUUCCAUUUUUAUUUAUGUUUUUGUCUUGUUGACUUAAUGACGCACGCUUAUCUGAGCACCCACAAGAAGCAAGAGCAUGGUAUGGCUAGCCCUAUUUCAUAGUCAAGCGUACCGACACCAUGCCACAGCACCAGUUGUAGUUGCCACAGUAUAGAUAGUGCACUUGGUGCAGUUCACCACAAUUUGGCAAGCCAUAUACACGGCUUUUGCAGUCAAAACUAUGCCAACGCAACUAUGAGAGAGCAUCAAGGAUAGGGAAAAAUUGCUUGCUUCAGUUCAAAGAAUGAAGAAUUAGUUGCUUAGAAUGCCAGUAAAGCCCAGUUCAUUGCCUGCAAAUUGUAGGUUCACAAGAGUGCACUGGUACUUUUGGCUUGUACUGCUGCCAUUUUGAGUAGGUGUUGUACUUUCAGUGCUUAUUUAGUUUAACGUCAACAGAAGAGAAUCGUUAUGAGCAUAAGUUAUAUGGUGCAAAGUCAUGAAGAUAUAAUACUGUUAUUAAAGGUGCAUAUGUUGCUUCUGCUGCUGUUGAUUACACCAUUGAUUCUAUCGUGGAGGCAUGUGACUGGAAAUGCGCUUCUGCAUGCCACCAAGUAAUCGACAGUCUUUAAUGAAUAAUCCUUGCACAGAGUCCAGCUCUUUAGAAGUGUUGAAGGUCCACACGCUGGUGGCCAACUCGUAAUGAUGCAUUAUCUUGGGCUAUGUGGAAAGGAGGGUGAUUUAGCAAUUGCUUCGUGCCGAGUGUGCUUGCACAUCUUUCAGGGAUGUGCAGUAGAAAGUGGACGCUGGGUCUUUUCUACAUUCGUUAUUGAGAGCUAAUCUCAACAUUUCUCAGUUGCAAAAGGAUUUUUGUCCGGCGUACUGAACCCCAUAGCCAACGUCAAUUAAAAUGUGGCUGGCGCACAUAACCUUGUAGCCUUGUUUUUCUACAUGCGGCUGCUAUCAUCAUAGAGGGCAAAAUGCAUUGGCCGCUGCUGUAGGCUGCUUCUCCCAUCUGUGUGCCCUUGCUUCUCUGUAAGGUACACUGACGAACCCCCCCCCCCCCAAGCUGUCCUAUUAGGCUCCACAUGCCGUCGAGCUUGCGUGCGCACACUUCUUUCGCAGCUGCCGGGGCGAACACGUGUGCGAUAUGUACGCCCAAGUUAAUAGUGCGGAAGCGCUCUGAUCCAUGUUCAAAGUGUCUCGCUGCAAUAGAACUUCCUGAAAUGAGGUCGUAAAGACGUCGCAAGAUCUGCAGUGGGAUGUCGGCUUCUCGGGAUCUUGUAGACAUUUCCCCAGAUGUGUGAUCGGCAGGGUUGGUUAGCGUUCCGCUUGCUUUGACAUUUGUUUCUUUUUCUCUUUACUUGCAGUGGGGGGAGCACUGUCUUUUUGUCUACCGCCUCUUCUUUUUUGUACACACGUGGUGCGUAUGUGUGCAGAGAGGACAACAAAAAGGCCGGGUGGUGACAAAUUGCUUCGUUUGUCCAUCCUCGUCUUCUCAAUUGUGGACGUAGCGCACCCAUCCACAAAAUCUAGUCUGGCCUCUCUUUUUGUAGACCUUUUGGAGACAGUUUUUAGGCAAGCUAGGAAGACGAACCAACCUUUACGUGUCGUGUACAGAAAGAGAAAAAAAUACAAUACAAAAAAUACUGUAGAGCUGUGUGGCUGCUGUAUUUAUAUAUCUCCGCGCGAUCCCUGCAUUGUUUUUAAUCGCCACUCUUGUAUUGUUUCUGCAGCAUACGUUUCUUGGUUGUGCCCUGAAGUAUAGCUGUUAUAGGUUGUUUUUUUAUAUGUUAUUUUUAUUUUUUAGGAAUGUAGAUACUUAAAUAAAAGACACCCUGAAACAAAUGUCCUCCUCUUGA